Messenger RNA from Salmo salar (Atlantic salmon), 5768 nucleotides. RefSeq names its product ephrin type-A receptor 7. Gene Ontology annotation, biological process: protein phosphorylation; ephrin receptor signaling pathway; axon guidance. The record is from RefSeq and is a predicted model, not a curated record. Gene Ontology annotation, cellular component: plasma membrane; dendrite. NCBI's taxonomy places the organism in Eukaryota, Metazoa, Chordata, Actinopteri, Salmoniformes, Salmonidae. Gene Ontology annotation, molecular function: ATP binding; protein binding; transmembrane-ephrin receptor activity.
UUUCUUGUACAUUAACCUAAAGUAGCAGGGGGUUUCGCGUCGUCAAUGGGAAGCACACGACACGGUGGAAAAGCGAAUACUGUCUAGCUAACUUCCAUUUACAACAUGGGUUCCACGUCGAUUCCGUGUUUGUGGAUUACAUUUUGCAUUCAUUUAUGUUGUUUUAUGGACACUGGAAAAGCACAGAAUGCGAAAGAAGUGAUUCUGUUGGAUUCCAAGGCGCAGCAGACAGAGCUGGAGUGGAUAUCCUAUCCUCCUAGUGGGUGGGAAGAGAUCAGCGGGUUGGAUGAAAACUACACCCCCAUUCGCACAUACCAGGUUUGUCAGGUCAUGGAGCCAAAUCAGAACAACUGGCUUCGGACUAGCUGGAUAGAGAAGGGCGAUGCCCAAAGGAUUUUUGUGGAACUGAAGUUCACCUUGAGGGAUUGUAACAGUCUACCCGGUGUGGUGGGCACGUGCAAGGAGACAUUCAACUUGUAUUAUCAGGAAACCGAUUCGGAAGUCGGCAGGAAUAUACGAGAGAACCAGUAUGUGAAAAUUGACACAAUCGCAGCAGACGAGAGCUUCACCCAGGGGGACCUGGGAGAGAGGAAGAUGAAGCUGAAUACAGAAGUGCGCAUCAUUGGGCCGCUGUCCAGACGAGGGUUUUACCUGGCAUUCCAGGAUGUAGGGGCAUGCAUCGCUCUGGUCUCUGUCAAAGUUUAUUACAAGAAGUGCUGGUCCAUCAUUGAGAACCUGGCCACUUUCCCAGACACAGUGACGGGAUCAGAGUUCUCUUCUCUGGUCGAGGUCGAGGGCAUGUGUGUCAGUGACGCCGAGGAGGAGGCCGACAACUCUCCCAAGAUGCACUGCAGCGCAGAGGGGGAAUGGCUGGUGCCUAUAGGGAAAUGUAUAUGUAAAGCGGGAUUUCAUCAGAAGGGCGAUGCAUGUGAACCAUGUGGCCGUGGGUUCUACAAGUCCUCGUCCCAGGACCUGCAGUGUUCGCGCUGCCCAGCACACAGCUACAAUGAUCGGGAGGGCUCGUGGCGCUGCGACUGUGAGGACGGCUACUACCGGGGACUCUCGGACCCGCCCUCUGUGGCCUGUACAAGACCUCCCUCGGCGCCACAGAACCUGGUCUACAACAUCAACCAGACCACGGUCAGCCUGGAGUGGAGCCCGCCGGCCGACACGGGUGGCCGCAACGACGUCACCUACAGGAUUAUGUGCCGUCGCUGCAGCUGGGAGCCGGAGGAGUGCGUGCCGUGCGGGGGGAACGUGGGAUACUCCCCCCAACAGGCGGGAUUAGUGGACACCUACGUGAGCGUGGUGGACCUGCUGGCCCACGCCAACUACACCUUCGAGGUUGAGGCCGUCAACGGGGUGUCUGACCUCAGCCGCACCCAGAGGCUGUUCGCCGCAGUCAGCAUCGCCACCAGUCAAGCAACUCCCUCCCAAGUCAGUGAAGUCAUCAAGGAGAGAGUGCAGCAGCGCAGCAUCCAGCUCUCCUGGCAGGAGCCUGAGCAGCCCAAUGGAGUCAUCACCGAAUAUGAGAUUAAGUACUACGAAAAAGACCAGAAGGAUCGCAUCUACUCCACAGUGAAGUCCAGGUCCACGUCAGCCACAGUGAACAACCUGAAGCCCAGCACGGCCUACGUGUUCCAGAUCCGAGCCUUCACCGCGGCCGGCUACGGCACCUACGGACCCCGGCUGGAGGUCACCACCAAGGAGGAGGCCUCAGCAGCCACCAUUGUCUCCAGCGAGCAGAAUCCCGUCAUCAUCAUCGCGGUGGUAGCCGUGGCGGGGACCAUCAUCCUGGUCUUCAUGGUGUUCGGCUUCAUCAUUGGGAGAAGACACUGUGGCUACAGCAAGGCGGACCAGGAAGGAGACGAGGAGCUGUAUUUCCAAUUUAAAUUUCCAGGCACCAAAACAUACAUUGACCCUGAAACCUACGAGGACCCGAACAGGGCUGUCCAUCAAUUUGCCAAGGAGCUGGACGCGUCCUGCAUUAAGAUUGAGCGAGUUAUUGGAGCAGGAGAGUUUGGGGAGGUGUGUAGUGGACGGAUGAAGCUCCCAGGGAAACGGGACAUGUCAGUGGCCAUUAAAACCCUGAAGGUGGGCUACUCAGAGAAACAGAGGAGGGACUUCCUGUGUGAGGCCAGCAUUAUGGGCCAGUUUGACCAUCCCAAUGUUGUCCAUCUGGAGGGAGUGGUGACCAGAGGCAAACCGGUGAUGAUUGUGAUUGAAUAUAUGGAAAACGGCUCGUUAGACGCUUUUCUCAGGAAACAUGAUGGUCAGUUCACAGUGAUCCAGUUAGUGGGGAUGCUGCGGGGCAUAGCAGCAGGGAUGAGAUAUCUCUCCGACAUGGGGUAUGUCCAUCGAGAUCUGGCUGCACGAAACGUACUUGUCAACAGCAAUCUCGUAUGUAAAGUGUCUGACUUCGGCCUGUCAAGAGUGAUCGAUGACGAUCCCGAGGCUGUCUACACAACAACGGGGAAGAUGCAGGAUAUAAUGAAUUUGAUCUUUACUCCAGCCACUGACCUGCAUUUUACUGAACAGGGUGGAAAAAUACCUGUUCGAUGGACAGCAAUGGAAGCCAUCCAGUACCGUAAAUUCACUUCCGCUAGUGAUGUGUGGAGUUAUGGCAUUGUCAUGUGGGAGGUCAUGUCCUAUGGUGAACGGCCUUACUGGGACAUGUCCAAUCAAGAUGUGAUAAAGGCCAUAGAAGAGGGGUACCGCCUCCCUGCUCCCAUGGACUGCCCUCCAGGCCUGCACCAGCUAAUGCUGGACUGCUGGCAGAAAGACAGGGCCGAUCGACCCAAAUUUGAUCAAAUAGUUGGCAUCCUUGAUAAGAUGAUUCGCAAUCCCAAUACCUUGAAAACCCCGGUGGGAACCUGCACGAGACCGAUUAGUCCCCUGUUAGAUCAGAGCACACCAGACUUCACUACUUUCCGCUCGGUUGGGGAGUGGCUGGAGGCCAUCAAGAUGGAGAGAUACAGAGACAACUUCACCGCCGCUGGCUACAGCUCACUGGACUCUGUGGCCAGGAUGUCAAUUGAGGAUGUGAUGAGCUUGGGGAUCAGUUUAGUGGGCCAUCAGAAGAAGAUCAUGAGCAGCAUACAGACUAUGAGAGCCCAGAUGCUGCAUCUCCAUGGCACAGGAAUCCAGGUGUGAUGACAGACUACAGUGCCCCCUGUGGACGGGCUAUCUAGAGCAGCACUAAGGCAAAAACCUCCCAGGAUAAUCUUUGAAAAUCAUGUGACGUGAUGUCGUCUCCUAUCUGACUAUUUUUUUUCCGGAUGUUUCGGAAUGAAAUAAUUCCUGUGAUCCUUGGCGAAGGAUUUAACCCCUCUUUAGAACGGGUACUAAGGAGAGAAUGACAGAAUACUACCUGACCAUGAUGCCGAACUUAAAACGCUCUGAGGAACUCUCAACAACAUAUCAAACAGAGAUGGAGCUUUGGAAAAUGAGUUUGAUACGUAUUACCUUGUUCUUUUAACCUCGUGAAUGAUUUUAUUUGUGCACCAUGAAAAUGGAUUUCACUUAAAAAAAAGGAAAAAGAAAAAAGAUUUCAAACAAUUUGUUUAUUCCCCUUGCGGUGGUUUUUCAGUAUUUUCUUUACUAGUUUGUUCAUUUUGUUAGUGUCAGGAGCCACAGUGAUAUGGUGUGGUACGUACAGUAAUCUUUCAUUUUUAUUUUCCCCAUACAAUUUUUUUCUUCCUUUUUUCUAUUUUGGACUUGACAACAGGGUAAACGUUCCCAUCCAAAAGGAUGAAUAUGGUGUCUGAACAUUUUGGUGGAAAUGAUUUAGAGGUACUUUGACCAGUUUGUCUUGAGACGCUACUGGCUGUUUUAACUGUUUGCAGUGAGUUGUGUUUUUUCUUCCUGAUGUUUUUGAAGUGAAAAAUGGUAUCCUGCACCUCAGAUAAGUGACUUCAGAGAUAGUAGUGUCCUCUUGGUCGUUUGAAGCUUACAGGAGUGCUUUGCUGUAUGCAUUUUUCUGAACACAGAUACUCCCAUUUUAUGAUGGAAAAAUCUGAUUUCAAAUUUGUAUGUAGACAUUUUGAAACAGUAUGACACCAAUCAUUCAAAUUGAUUUAAGAUUGAUCACAACUUUUAUAUCUAAUAUCAAGCAUCAAAGUGGCAACAUUCUUUACAUGUUCAUGUUUACCACAUUAAUCAUUUGAUCAUAUUGUCCAAUAUGCUUUCAAUCUGAACUUUGAUUUCCGUUGUUUAAUUCAUUAAUUGAAAGUUUCCACAGAUAGCUCUACAGAAAGAUUGUAUUGAAACUUAAUGAGAUGACUUGAUCCACCGCAAACGGUGUUGCCAUUGAAAUCCCCCCCCCAAAACAAUGUUGCAGCAAACAGUAUUUGUUUCGUAUUUUAGUGAAUACAGUGGUUGAGGGUGAGUCUAGGAAAUGCUGUGUACGUUCUUUCUAGAAGUAAUAAUGCCUUAAAAUGUGUUAGACUAAUGUAUUGACAUUAUUUUUAGGCUAUUCAAUGGCAAUGUUUUUUGCAGUUCAGUGAGACAGGUCUUGUGUAGGGUUGAAUGGAAAGUUUCCCCAUUUUCUUUGUUCCUUUCAUGCAGGUUGACGUUUAUUGUUACGAAUCUUGCCCUGGAGGCAGAACUGAGCAGUUUCCGCUAGAUGGGCCAGCUGCAAAAUCCUAAUUGGAUAUAUCGUAAAAAUUCAUGAAAACAAACAUUCGCUUUUUGGUCUUAAUUUAAGGUAAGGGUUAGACAUUAGGGUUAGUAGUGUGGUUAAAGGAAAGGAAAGGGAAAGCGGGAUACCUAGUCAGUUGUACAACUGAAUGCCUUCAACUGGAAUGUGUCUUCUGCAUUUAACCCAACCCCUCAAGGUUAGGGUUAAGGAUAGAGUUAGGUUUAAAAUCAGAUUUUAUGACUUUGUGGCUGUGCCAGCUAGUGACCACUCUGCAGAGCUGCCUCCAGGGCAAGACUCAUGAAAGUAAAUGCCAACCUGCUCCAUUCAUCCUGAACUUGAAAAUCAUGCACACUUGCGUAUGUUGAAUUUCACGAUUGAUGAUUGACACAGUCAGUGUAGGGUAGAAGAUUGACCAAACAGAGCAAUAAUUAGCCCAGGUAGAAAUGGUCCUCCUCUGAGAUUUGAAGGUGCUAGGUUUUACAGAAAUUUUUGUUGUGCUGGGAUAAUAUACCGGUAUACUAAGUUAUCAAAUCAUUAAAUAGUAAUGCCACUUACGAAAUGGUAUCCCGGAAUAUGCUAAUGACUUAAUAACGAGGUCACAGUGUAUGAUUAUAUUUGGAAUAUAUGGCUGUAACAGUGGGGUGAAAUGACAUUCAAGCAGCAGAGAGGCACAUGCAUUAGUCAUGACAUCAUCCUUUCCAUUGCACCACACUGAAUUUGAAGGCCUUCAGUUUGAUAUGAGGUACUUACAGUAUCUAAUAACCCAAUAUCAUGAUAUAUAGAAAAUCCUGAUACUCCUUAUUACGAUGAUCAAACUGUGAAAAUCACUUACCGUCCCAGCCCUAGCCAUUCAGGAGAGCCAGGCAAACAGUAUGGGUGAUGUAACAUGCAUAAAAGUGUUUCCAUGCUUUUUUUUUUUUUACUUCCCUGGCCCUUUGUAUGCUAAUCAGGGCACAGAGAUUAGGAAUGGGCUCUGCGAAGAUGUGCUAAAAAGCCAACCUAAUGGUGCCAUCAGUCUUCACCUUUUACAACAAAAUGAAUGUUAUCAUAUAUGUCUUCAGCAUUGUAUUAUUCUCUGACGAAUGGUUGGUUCACUCAUUUCUUUCUCAUUAAAAGUAAGGAAAAUGUA